UGACGCAGGAGCCGGCUGGGUACGUCCAGUGCCGGCACGCGGAGCUCCGCCCCCUUCCCCCACUUCUCCCCGGUGGGUGCUGUCGCUCGCCGGCCGGCCGGCGGGUGUCUGCCCGGCGCCGCCGCCCUCCCGCCUCCCCCGGGGAGAGACCGAGGGCGGCCAUGAAGAUCUGGAGCUCGGAGCACGUGUUCGGACACCCCUGGGAUACAGUGAUCAAAGCUGCUAUGAGAAAGUACCCCAACCCAAUGAAUCCGUGUGUGGUAGGAGUAGAUGUCCUCGACAGAAGCCUGGAUAACCAGGGGAGGCUGCAUAGUCACCGUCUUCUCAGCACGGAGUGGGGAUUGCCAAGUAUUGUAAAAGCGAUUUUAGGAACAAGUAGAACUCUGACUUACAUUGAGGAACAUUCUGUGGUAGAUCCAGUGGAAAAAAAGAUGGAGCUUUGCUCAACUAAUAUUACGCUCACAAACUUGGUCUCUGUUGAUGAGAGACUAGUUUACACGCCUCAUCCUGAAAACCCAGAAAAAACUGUGCUAACUCAAGAAGCAAUUAUUACUGUUAAAGGAAUUAGUUUGAGCAGUUAUCUGGAAAGCUUAAUGGCAAACACAAUAUCUUCCAAUGCCAGAAAGCUGCUACAGGGUCUCCUUAAGGGUCGGGAUGCCCUGGAGUGGGUGAUCAGCAAACUAAACACAGAACUGGAGGAGCUGAAGUCAACACGUGAGGGCAUGAAACCAGCCAUGGCAGCAGCAUCAACAGAAAAAUAAACCCAAAACUACCAAGUAACUGACACAAAAGUUUUUAUCCUGCAGACGACUUUGUAGAUCUCCCUUCCAAGGCUGACCUGCAGAAGUUUUAUAUAUUUAUAAGAAUAUUGGAUCAUCUGAAAAGUAACCUCGUUCCAUCAUCUCCACAGCAGCUCCUGUUGCCUACUGAAGAUUAAAUUGACCUCCUGCAGAUGCUCUUUUCAUUUAAACGAUUUAUUUUUAACACUGGAAACAAAACAUUUAGCACAUUUAAAAAUGCCUAAAUGUGCCUUUUAUAACAAAGAGAGUAUGUCAUUUUUACACCAUCUCAGUUUUUCGUACUCAAACUUGAAAAGAAUGCACAUAUGAUAGUAAGGGUUUUCCAUGUGAACAUUUGUUCUGUGAAGGGCUGGUAGGUACCGGAACACUGGAUUUUGUCUGUUUUGUAAUCUGAGAGUGUUUUAUGACCAUUUAAAGGGAACUACAGGAGUCAGAACAUGAUACUGUAGCAUUAGAUACCUAUCUAGAGGAUCAUACUGAAAAGCUAAAACUUGUGUGGUACUAACUUUUCUUAUGUUGUUUAAAUGUGCUGCCUGAACAUGACACACAGAUACUUUACCUCUUAGGUGUCUGUAUCCAAACAAAGGUAAAGUUUCGAUUGAUGUUAGUAGCCUAAAACAGGGUUUUUUUUUGUUGUGGGGAGAAGGGUAUAAUUUAUUUUCAUAUUUAUUAAAUUGCCCUAGUUUCUCCCCUUCCUAUGAAGAGAGGAGUAGUAAUUCUUGGAAAGUGCUGGAAAACACUUCUCUUAUUUACGUCUAAGAAGGGUACUUGUAGGCUACUUGAAUGAAGAGACUGUGCUGUUCCACUCAUCCUUGGUCUUCACAUCGUGUCCUAACUGAUGCAAUAACCAGAAGAGUUGAAAUGAGAAAUAAGCAGGACAUUUGAAACCCAAAUGGUAAGGUUUCAUGAACAUGUACUUUUCAUGCCUUGAAUGGAGAAAAUGAGUACAAGAAAAACAAAUGGACUCUCAUUUUUGAAUCUUUCUACUGACUACCGGUGUAACUGAAUUUUUUCAACACUUUUCCACAUUGGUACAAAAUGGGUUUAAGGAUCAUUUUAAAUGCUGCUUGUUAUCAGUAACUGCAGAAAUUGCUUCCUAUAAAACAUGCAUAAAUAUAUAUCAGUAACAGUCAUAGCCUUGUCUGAUGUUCACAAAAGUUUCGUAUUUGGUCCAGGUGUAGUGUAUGUUUUAUACACAGAUCUCUGUUAGGGCAUUUUAACUUAUUUUUUUGGUGUGUACACAAAGUGAAAUAAAUGUUGCAAGGAUGUGUUUAGGAAGCUGUUAAAGAGCAUGAAUAACUUCUAAAGAACUAGAAGAGUAAAAUGCUGGUCACUGUUUUGAUCGGGUAAUUUAAAGUCUCCGUAGCUUAAGGGAAAUUUCAGCAUUCAUAUUCUAGUUAGUUUGAAAGUGAACGUUAAUUUGGGUGUAACUAUAGUCUCACUGAAUUAUAUGAUCCUAAUGAAUAAACUUAAUUUGAAAAAUAUGUAUAUAUUAGUUGAAAGGAAUGAAAUGAUUAGCUAAUAUUUACAUUGUUCUUUUUACGUGGACCUAAAGCCUUUCUUAUUUUGGAACAGAAACUUAGAGCUUAAAGUCUGAUAGCAGCUCCUUUCUGGAAGAUUCGCUGGAGAGCUUUGGUGCAGGUCAGUUGUGCUUCUCAGAGGAGUGAUGCCACUUCCUGGAUAAUGAAUGCAGAAGAUGUUCUUGCUCCUGGUGGCAUCCUGCUACGAAGGGGAGUGCAGCUACGGCAGAGCUCUGCAAAUGAAGGGAAAAGAUGAGUAAGUGUGUGUGCAUGUGGAAACCUGUACUACAGCAUUUCCACACAUGCCUACUGGAGAUGAUGAAAACAUAAGUGUCAAGGGGGUGGAAAAGUCUUUGGAGAGGUUUAUUCAUUGCUUCAGUUUGGAAGAAUUGUCUAAAGCUGCUGCUUGCAUCAGAUUUGAAAUAAUUGUGUAGUGUUGUUUUAAAGCUGACCACCUUCCAGCUCUAGAUGAUGUCCCAGGAAAGUCACCACAGGCUCCUGUACUCUGUCCAGGGCUGAACUCCUCUGCCACACCGUAGGGGCAGUGCCAGUUAUGCAUCAGUUUUCUGGAUUACUUUCUUUGCACUUUGUUUCCUUCUUCCAGACGCCAAUCCUUAUCUGCUCGUGUUGCAGCCUCUCCUUUCUGUUUCAUUCCCUGCUGGUUUGGGGCUGCUUCCUCUCCACGUUUCAUGCUGCUUGCGAACUACACGGCUAGGUGCUUGCUUUUCCAGUCUGUCUGCUGCUCCACUUGCCAUGAAUCAGCACCUCGCCUGCCUGUGUCAGUCCUCUCCUGCUUUUCUCUAGGCUAAAUGGGAGUGGGGAAACUGGGUAGGAAAAAGACUGAUUUCUCCGAGAGGCCAGUUCUGUCACCCAGCUGCCUCUCCACUGCCGGACAGUGCUGCUGCUUCUCGCCUUGUCUUUGGGGAAGGUGACACUCCCGCACCGCUGGGCUUAUUGAUCUUCCCAUGGUUGCUCAUUUGGCCAGUGUGUACAAAGGACCUUGCAGGCAGUGGUCACAGUGGGACCGAGUAGGCUCCAGUGUUUAGCAGAUGAAGUGGUCCUUAAUUUCCUGUAGCUUACCUGGACACUUCCACUCUUUUGCUUGCUGCCCAUCUAGUUUGCAUACGGGGCUCCCACCCUUCUCCCUUCAGCAUGUCACUCUUCUCCAUGGGAUCUGUAGCUGUGUGUUCAGCACUGCUGUGCGUAACAGUGUUUUUGAAGCACUCCAUUUCCCACUCCAGUUCUGUCACUGUUACAGUCUGAGUUAACCCUUGGGGCAAAAAAAACCCCUACCUUCAGAAUUACUUAUCUUGGCCCUUCCCUAGGGAAACUCCCCCAUCUUUAAUUACCAGAAAUGGCUAAAAAAUAUUUUUGAAGUCAGUUUUACAUCACGUGCAUUGACUGAGGUGUCUGUCAGGCAAAAAGCCACAUGUGAGGGCUAGGCUGCUUGCAGGAGCAGGGGGGUAUAGCUUUUUUGAUUGGUGCAGAAACAGCCACAUACACAGGAGUCAAAAAACCCCUUACAAAGCAGAAACGGUGUUAAGUCAACACUCAUUAACUUGGAAGGAUCUUGAAUUGCUGGGGACCAAGCAGAAAAAAGCUCAGCACUUGUAACCAUGCUGAUUAGUGGGUAGCAAGUGCCAGUUUGGAUAGGAAUUCUGCAUUUUGAGAGUUGGAAAUAGAAUUAAAGUGGAAUUUUGUGUGUUGGAGAGGAAGAUUGUUCGCUGCUGCUGUUCAAGCCACUGAGGCUGGCAGGUUGGUGUUCCUCAGCUGGCAGGUCGCAGUUCCAGGGAAAGGGAGUUGGAGGGGGGGUGUGGGGUGUGUAGGGAGGUGCUUUGGUUUUAGGAAUUCAGUGCCAGUGUAUCAGGUCUCCAGACUGAAGUGUGGCUGCUCACCCUGUCCAGUAACUCCAGCUGCAUGGCACACGCCUGCUGCGGGAGGAUGAAGCUGGGGAUAUCUGGUUCCUGACUGCAGGGGAAACGGGGAGGGAAGAUGUCAGUGGUGGUUCCCAGAACAUGGCAAACUGGGCACGUUAGCUCUUGGCCCUGAAGGAUUUUAAGAUGUCGAAGAUACCAAACUUGAGGUAAACUUUGGUUUCUGGUUGAUGUUUAUUUUUCAUGCUAGUGCAGACUGGCUCACGUUAGCAACCAGAGGCAUUACCUUAAAACAGUGUGAUCAAAUGGUCUUGUGUGUAAUUGGUUUUGUGUAGACUAUCCUUUUUUUUUUUUUUCCUUUUUUUUCUUUUGCUGAUUUGCCCUUGGGCCAGUGUGAGUCCUCCAUGCUCCCCCAUACCUCUUAUUACUUCUUCCCUAUCCAGGCAGCAGGCACGAUGGGGGAAGGGUCACAUCUGUCGGGCAAAACAGGCAACCCUAGUGUAAGUUACAGUAUUCUUGAAAGACUUGCUUAACGCAAGUAAAAGCACUGAACUGCAGCACUUGGCAUGUAUCAGGAAUUGAUGUGGCACAUAUCAAGCAUUGGUGUAUCUGACGGUGUAAGCAGGAUGACCAGUGACAUUCCUUGAUGUGACACUUUUCAUUUAAAUCUUCAGGUGGAGCAGCGGGUAACACCACCUUUGCUCUUCUUGCAUCUUCCUAGAUUGUAAGCUGUGAAGGGCAGGGCUCUGUAAAGUGUCUGCGUACACUGUGGUGCUAUCUUUAAAUAAAUGACAUCCUCAUUUAAAAAAAAAAACCACUUCUGGGUGUAACUGCUGUAAGAUAAAAUGGGCUGUUGGUUUUCAGAGAAGGCUGCAGAAACAUUAUGUGCAUUAGUCUGCGCUGGGUAAGCAGCAGGAGCCAGCCCCGGGCUCUCUGGCGCACACGGGGCACCACACAUCGUACUGGUCAGAAGCCCUGGGGGGUCCUCUGCCUGAACUGGUAACUCCAGCGGGGUCUGGCAUUUUGCAGUAAAGCCUUGCCUUGUAAAUAAGACCUUAUUUAUCUAAUAAACUGUCUUUUUACCCCACCAACGCUACUUGCCACCAGUCAGAGCCGUGCAGUUUACAGGCUGGCCUUGUAAUCGCAGCUCCAGGAGGCAGGUCCUGCUUUUGCUAUGAAUUUGUUCAAUGAAAAGGCAGUUUGUGAAGCGCAAGUCCUGUCCUCUUAAUUUUUCCACAGCUGAGGUGACUGAGGUAUGAUUCUCAUUUUAUUGGAAGGCACCUGCAAGUAAAAUCAUCAGUGAAAGCUCUACCUGACUGAACAAAGGUGGAACGUGCCCCUACCAGCGGUGCUGUGUAGCGUAACCACCAGCCCCUUCAAUAGAAACGUGCCCGUCAAAUGUCUAAGCUGAAGUUGGGCCUUGGCCUCUACCUGCCCCGUAAGCUGGGCUGUGAGAAGGCAGCUGCUCAACUUAACUGGUGCUUGUCUCCACCAGGCUUUGGAAGCCAACUUCCUGCAGCAGUUGCACCAUUCGUGCCCGUGUCCUUUCAUUCUAGAUUUAGCAGCUCCUGAAACUCGGUUUCACAGCCCCACGCUGCAAUGUUUGGCCUGCAGAAGCCAAAGCAUUGCUGGCUCCCACGGUUAAGCACUGACCUGACUGGGUAGAGAAACGCUGGGAGGACCCGUAGCUUAAUGUCAGCGUUACAACUGCAUGGGAGGCCCCAAGAAUGUAUUUUUUCAUACUGGAUGCUCACCUUUUUGAACCUGUAGAGGUUCUUUUUUAAUCAAAUGGGUUAAUAAUCAAACAUACUUUCCACCUGUGGCUACAUUAAGUAGCCUGGCACCUCAAAAGAUUAUCUGCUUAAAAAUGUGCUUUAUUAGCUUUAAUAGAAAGGUCUAUUCCAAAUGGCUUCCUCUAGGAAGGAGGUUUUUUGUAAAAACCAUCUCAAUGACCUUUGCAGGCUGCAGCAGCUUCUGUUGUAAUUUCAGGACAGAGAGCCCAGGCUCUGUGUGUAUCUGCCACUGCGGAACAGCCUGAUCAGAGGAGAAACUGAAAAGUUUUACUGAAUUGCAUUUUAGCGCAAAUAAGCAGGCAAAGCUGAAGCCACAUAAAAUUCACUGUGUCUGUUUGGUAACUCUUUAGCUCCACCUCCUGAUUGUGCCCUGUGACAUUCAUUGAGUGUGGACCAUCACGGUAAAAUUAAGCUUUGCUUGUUGAAGUGGUGUAAAGUUUCACCUAUGGGGCCUUCAGUGCAGCUGGGAGGGGUGCUAAUGCUUUCAGGUACCGAAAGCUGAUGGAAACCUGCAGCGCAGGAUCCCACUAGCUCUGACACUGGGCGCCCCUCUCUUUCUCAGCAGCCCUCCAAAUUCUUUCCACAGUUGUAACCCCACUGUAGUCCCUGUUCUUGCAGAUGGGGACCCUGUGGCGGGGGAGGGCUCACUCGCAGCUUGUGCGGGGUCAGCUGAGCAACACGAGCAGCUCGGGGAUUUUUCACUGGGGAGCUGCGAGCGCAGGGAGGGGAGUGAGCCCCUCUGCUCGGGGCUGCCGCAGCCCGCGGGUGCCGCUCGGCAGCCACCCCGUGCACAGGGCAGCUGGCACAGCCCUCCCGGCGGGAAGGGACGGCGGCGCUGGACUCUGAGCUGCCACGAGGGCAACGCUCAUGAACUGACGCUUCUGUGCCAGGAAAUGGCUUCUGUGCCUUUGUGUAUCACGCCAGAAUGAGCUAAUGCCCCUCUCCUGUGGUUCUCCCGCCAGGAAGUUCUGGUGAAUAGUAAUUCCGGGUACUCAAAAAAUCUGAAACAGUAAUAAAAAUCAGACAGAAACAACAAAACAGAUCUUUAUAGCUGGAGUCAAUGUUCAUAAACAGUCUCAGAGUGGCCUUAAGAUACACACAGACAAGAAGAAACAAACUAGAGCAGCUCCAAGUUACCAACAUGGAAAUGCUAUAAAAUUUUAUAGUAACAUUAACGUAAUCCCUAGGCUGUAGCACCAGAUCGUACAGUCGCAGCACCUUUCCCUCAUGCCUGUGUGCUGUGACUGUUUCACAGAUGAGACUGAGCUCAUAAGAAACAUUCCUAAAAGAUGUACAGAGCUGCUGGAUGAGGUAAAGCAUGAAGGUGGCCAUCAGGAAUCUCCAGUUGGAGCUUUUAAAUUAGUUUGGACCCGCAGUGCAUGCAGCCAGUAACUACCCAUGGAAGCUGAUGCUGAACUUGCCUGGGGAAAAAGGGGAGCUUGAAGAGAGAACAAGAGUAGUUGUGGUAACAUCCUCUCUGCUUCUGGUCUAAAAACCAAAACCAAUCAAAAACCUCUCCAAAAGACCACCAACAUUUCUCUCCCGAAGAUGAGGGACAGAGAUUUCCCAAAGCCCGUACUACGUGCAGGACAAGCGCGCCUCGGCUACAGGCCGCCGGUGCGGGAAGCAGCAACGCGGUGGCUGGAAACGCUGACGGGGUGCGAGUCACAUCACUGGGGUGGGUUGUACAAGCAGUUUUAUUGCUAUUCUAAGAGUACUUCAGCAUGUUCCCAUCCCUUCAUGCAGCCCAGCCAGCGUUCGGCUGUUAUCCAAUCAUUUUAAUUAACGAUUCUUUGCCAAAAGAAACGUCCGACUGAUCUUACAAAACUAUAAAAGCAUGAAAAAGGAGAGACACAGAACCUUUAAAUCAGCUUCCACGUGAAUAAUUAACACAGACAAGGGCUGUAAUGGAAAGGCAUUUUAUUUUCACCAGGUAACACCCCUCCCUCUAUAAAGUAAGUAAUGGGGAAAGGGAAAAAACCAACCAACCCCCAAAGCACUACUGUCACCAUCAAGAUGUGAAAGGUUGGGUCUGAGCCGCAGCGGAGGCCUGUUUGGUGCUUGCACCGCUGCCGCCAGGCAGAGCUGGGUUUGAAGGUUUGAAUUCUCCACAACCAGGGUCACAUGGAACAGGACCGGUGCCGCCAGUGGCACUGUUAACUUCUUGGGUCUCCUAUCGUAUAUUUAAACAGACCUUGGGCAUAUUAAUAAAGCUGGAAAAAAAAAAAAA
Molecule: messenger RNA, 8217 nt
Organism: Tyto alba (common barn owl)
Lineage: Eukaryota; Metazoa; Chordata; Aves; Strigiformes; Tytonidae
Gene: PRELID3A
Product: PRELI domain containing 3A
Exons: 8
Coding region: 162-761 (199 amino acids)
Biological process (GO): phospholipid transport
Cellular component (GO): mitochondrial intermembrane space
Molecular function (GO): phosphatidic acid transfer activity
Source: RefSeq, a predicted model, not a curated record